CUUGAGUCUCAGAUGGUGUACGUGCCUACAAUCCAGUGGAUUUAAAUAUGGAAGGGGAAAUCUAAGAGCACCGCUAAUAAAGUGUGGGGAAACAAGCCACGAGGGGACUCCGUUGCUGUCUGUCUGCAAGCGAGAAGGAUAAAUCUCUUGGAAAAAUGGAAAAAAAGGCACCAAGUAAUGAGACCCAGCCCCUGACUUCCAAGAAAGAGGUCUCAGACUGUAAUGAAGGAGAAGACUGUAAAGAGAACGGACUCCCAGUCAGAAACCCUGCACCUGCUCUGCGGCUAACGGAGGAUGGGAACAGAGUCCCCCCCAGCCAGGGGGAUAAAGGGGAGGCAGCUCCGAUCUCCAAUGGUUAUUCCGGGGUUCAGAGCUCCGUUCCCUGCAAUGGAAUGGGAGAGGUGGAAGACGCCCAGUGCACGGCCCCAGCAGCCACAACCACCACCACAACCACCACGUCCACCACGUGCGGAGCAGAAGGCCCCCAGCAGCUCAUGGAGCUGGAAGACAGGGAGACCUGGAGUAAAAAAAUUGACUUUCUGCUCUCUGUCAUCGGGUAUGCAGUGGAUCUGGGAAAUGUGUGGAGAUUUCCUUAUAUAUGCUAUCAAAACGGAGGAGGAGCGUUCCUCAUCCCUUACACAAUUAUGGCCAUCUUUGGAGGUAUUCCUCUCUUCUACAUGGAGCUAGCGCUAGGACAGUACCACAGGAAUGGGUGCAUUUCCAUUUGGAGAAAAAUUUGUCCUAUAUUCAAAGGAAUUGGCUUUGCCAUCUGUAUAAUAGAUCUUUAUGUAGCCUCCUACUACAAUACCAUUAUGGCUUGGGCCUUUUACUACCUCAUCUCCUCCUUCACGUCGGAGCUGCCCUGGACCAGCUGCACAAAUCCUUGGAAUACAGGCAACUGCACUAGCUACUUGAGCAAGGACAAUGUCAGCUGGGCCCCACACUCCAUCUCUCCCGCAGAAGAAUUUUAUACCCGCCGAGUUCUACAGGUGCACAGGUCCCAUGGGCUGGAUGACCUGGGGGGCAUUAGCUGGCAAUUGACCCUCUGUUUAUUGUUAAUCUUCACCAUUGUAUACUUCAGCAUCUGGAAAGGGGUCAAAACAUCUGGCAAGGUGGUGUGGGUGACCGCCACGUUCCCCUAUGUCGUCCUCUUCAUCCUGCUGGUGAGGGGCGCAACCCUGCCCGGUGCCUGGAGAGGUGUCCUCUACUACCUGAAACCCGACUGGCAGAAACUGCUGGCCACCGAGGUUUGGGUGGAUGCAGCAGCUCAGAUCUUUUUCUCCCUUGGACCAGGUUUUGGGGUCCUGUUGGCUUAUGCCAGCUACAACAAAUUCCAUAACAACUGCUAUCAAGAUGCCCUGGUUACCAGCACCGUGAACUGCCUGACCAGUUUUGUGUCUGGAUUUGUCAUCUUCACUGUGCUCGGGUACAUGGCGGAGAUGAGGAACGAGGAUGUAUCCGAGGUUGCCAAAGACACCGGACCCAGUCUUCUCUUCAUUACUUACGCCGAGGCCAUUGCAAACAUGCCUGCUUCAACCUUCUUUGCCAUCAUAUUCUUCCUGAUGUUGCUCACGCUGGGAUUAGACAGCACGUUUGCAGGACUAGAAGGAGUGAUUACUGGAGUACUCGAUGAAUUCCCACAUGUUUGGAGCAAACGCAGAGAAUUGUUUGUCCUUGGAUUGACCAUCGUUUGCUUUCUGGGGUCAUUAGCAACCCUGACAUUUGGAGGCGCGUACGUGGUGAAGCUGUUUGAGGAAUACGCCACCGGGCCCGCUGUCCUCACCGUGGUGUUCCUGGAGGCCGUGGCGGUGGCCUGGUUCUACGGCAUCACCCAGUUCUGCAGCGAUGUCAAAGAAAUGCUGGGCUUUGCCCCUGGCUGGUACUGGCGGGUUUGCUGGGUAGCCAUCAGCCCCAUCUUCCUUUUGUUUGUCACCUGCAGCUUUCUGUCCAAUCCUCCUGAGCUCCGUCUUUUUGAUUAUAAUUAUCCCUAUUGGACCACAGUAGUGGGUUACUGCAUAGGAACCUCCUCUGUCAUCUGCAUUCCAAUCUACAUGGUUUAUCGACUGAUCAUCACUCCGGGAACACUUAAGGAGCGUAUUCUGAAAAGCAUUACUCCAGAAACAGCCACAGAAAUUCCAUUUGGAGACAUCCGCAUGAAUGCAGUUUAAGUUAACCUAUUUUCUGCGGGAGAGGGAGAGGAUAAAAUUUACCUUUCCCCAUGCUCUCUGCUCCAAAGAAUUAUGUUUCCAGCUGAGACAAUUGGAGUUUUUCAUGGAGGCUGCCACUGACAACAGGCACUAGGAAACACGAUGCCUCCAGCACGUACAUCCAAGCAAUUCAACCAAAUCUGCUGCGCACUUCUAAAUAGACUGUAUUCACGGAAGAACUUCC
Molecule: messenger RNA, 2391 nt
Organism: Tinamus guttatus (white-throated tinamou)
Lineage: Eukaryota; Metazoa; Chordata; Aves; Tinamiformes; Tinamidae
Gene: SLC6A4
Product: solute carrier family 6 member 4
Biological process (GO): amino acid transport; serotonin uptake; sodium ion transmembrane transport
Cellular component (GO): synapse; neuron projection; plasma membrane
Molecular function (GO): serotonin:sodium:chloride symporter activity; serotonin binding
Source: RefSeq, a predicted model, not a curated record